Molecule: messenger RNA, 2814 nt
Organism: Lotus japonicus
Lineage: Eukaryota; Viridiplantae; Streptophyta; Magnoliopsida; Fabales; Fabaceae
Product: hydroxyproline O-galactosyltransferase GALT6-like
Exons: 7
Coding region: 433-2349 (638 amino acids)
Cellular component (GO): Golgi membrane
Molecular function (GO): carbohydrate binding; galactosyltransferase activity
Source: RefSeq, a predicted model, not a curated record
CAAAUAAGAGGACCCAGAUUUGCAAAUUUUCCGGGGAGGGACUAAUUUCUGACGGCGAGACAAAGACAGGGACCUAUUAGAUGAUUAACCCUAAAAUAAAAGACACACAGCAAGCUUUCAUUCUUUUUUUUCCUCUCUUCUAUGCAUUGAUUCGUGUGAGUGGAAGAAGCAAGCUUUUUCCACUAUUUUGCCCCAGGUGCAUUCCCCCUUCAAGGGUUAACAUUCAACAAAAGCUUCCAACUUUGUUCAACAAACCCAGAAAAAAACAACCCCACCCCAUUGAUUCUGUGCCACUAGGUGGUGAAAAAGCUUGAAUCUUUGGGGAAGUUGAAACCUGAAAACCCCACCACACCACACCCCAUUGAUUCUAUUCCACUGGGUGGUGACAAAGCUUGAAACUUUGGGGUGUUGGAAGCAGAAAACUUGAAGAAGAUGAAGAGGGGUAUCAAGCUAGACCCAUUUGGGCUACCCAACAGGCUCACACUGGUUCAAAUUUUCAUGGUGGUGAUGCUUCUCUACAUGCUCUUCAUGACCUUUGAAAUCCCUCUUGCUUUCAGAGCUGGAUUAGCCUCUGAGAACAGUGCUUUGGGGCUUCUCACUGAUGCAUUGCCAGUGACAGUGCCACUGUUGCUAGAAGAGAACCACCAAAUUGAAGCUUCUGUGGUUUCCACCUUGAGCUUCAAUGGAACCUUCUCAGGGGACUCUGAACUUCACAAGGUGGCUAGUCACGCAUGGCUUGCAGGGAAGAAGCUUUGGAGUGAGGUGGAGAGUGGGAAGGUUGAGAUGUUUUCUUCCAAGUUGAAGUCUGAGAAUGGUUCUGAUUCGUGUCUGAAUUCUGUUACGCUUUCUGGGUUUGAGUUUCGUGAGAAGUUCAAAGGGGUGAUGGUGUUGCCUUGUGGGUUGACCCUUUGGUCUCAUGUGACUGUUGUGGGGACUCCGCGGUGGGCUCAUGCGGAGCGUGAUCCUAAGAUAGCGGUGGUGAGGGAUGGAGAUGAAGCGGUGAUGGUGUCGCAGUUCAUGUUGGAGUUGCAGGGGUUGAAGGCUGUGGAUAAGGAGGAGCCGCCAAGGAUACUGCAUUUUAAUCCGAGGUUGAAAGGGGAUUGGAGUGGGAAGCCUGUGAUUGAGCAAAACACUUGCUAUAGGAUGCAGUGGGGUUCUGCUCUUAGGUGUGAUGGGUGGAAGUCUCGUGCGGAUGAGGAAACUGUUGAUGGGCAGGUUAAAUGUGAAAAGUGGAUUCGAGACGAUGAUAAUCAUUCUGAAGAGUGGAAGGCAACAUGGUGGUUGAACAGACUGAUUGGGCGAAAAAAGAAGGUGACUGUGGACUGGCCAUAUCCUUUUGCAGAGGGGAAAUUGUUUGUUCUGACCAUAAGUGCUGGCUUAGAAGGCUACCAUGUUAGUGUGGAUGGGAGGCAUGUGACAUCCUUUCCCUAUCGCACCGGCUUUACUCUUGAGGAUGCUACUGGACUGUCCAUAAAUGGGGAUGUUGAUGUGCACUCCAUAUUCGCUGCUUCCUUACCUUCUUCACAUCCUAGCUUCGCUCCGCAGAUGCAUCUUGAAUUGCUUCCUCAGUGGAAAGCUCCUCCUCUUCUCAAUGUGAAUGUGGAGCUUUUCAUUGGCAUCCUUUCUGCUGGAAACCAUUUUGCUGAAAGGAUGGCAGUGAGGAAGUCCUGGAUGCAACAUAAGCUAAUCAAAUCUUCAAAUGUUGUGGCUCGGUUUUUUGUUGCCUUGCAUGGAAGGAAGGAUAUGAAUGUGGAUAUAAAGAAAGAAGCAGAGUAUUUUGGUGAUAUUAUUAUGGUCCCUUACAUGGAUCAUUAUGACCUUGUUGUGUUGAAAACUAUAGCUAUCUGUGAAUACGGGAUUCGAGCAGUUGCUGCUAAGUAUAUUAUGAAGUGUGAUGAUGACACAUUUGUCAGAGUGGAUUCUAUCAUAAGCGAAGCAAGACAAGUUCAAAGUGAUAAAAGUCUUUACAUGGGAAAUAUGAAUUACCACCAUAGGCCUCUUCGACAUGGAAAAUGGGCUGUAACUUAUGAGGAAUGGGUAGAGGAAGAGUAUCCUACCUAUGCUAAUGGUCCAGGUUAUAUAGUCUCAUCUGAUAUUGCUCAGUUCAUUGUAUCUGAAUUUGAGAAGCGCAGAUUAAAAUUAUUUAAAAUGGAGGAUGUGAGCAUGGGAAUGUGGGUGGAGCAGUUCAACAUGUCAAGACAAGUAGAGUAUGUGCACAGCUUGAAGUUCUGCCAAUUUGGGUGCAUUGAAGAUUACUACACCGCUCAUUACCAAUCUCCGCGACAGAUGACCUGCAUGUGGGAUAAAUUGCAACAUCAAGUGAGACCACUAUGUUGCAACAUGAGAUGACAAAAGAGGUUGUAAGUAAAAAAAGAUCGAAGCACAGCUAGGCUAGGCAAGUUCUAUGGUCAUAAUAUAUCUCUGUAAAUACGCCCUUUCUUUGAAGGGUUUGUUUUGGGGGGUUACUUUGGUAUCAUGAAGACUGUUGUGCCUAUUGGUUUGUUGUUUUGCCCCACUUUUUGAUCCAUCCCCCCAGGUAUAUCACAUGUAGAGUUAUAGUUGGGAAAUGCAGAAACAACAAUUGGUGAAGGAACAAAUCAAUGGUUUGUAAAUUUUGUAACAUCAUAGGAGCAAAAUGGCGCACAGGCGCAGAAGCAGAAUAAGUUUUUUCUGCAUUAACUUCAUUUCCCUAUGUUCCUUCACGCAUGAGUUGUUGCUGCAGAAAGAAGAGGGGUAUCAAGUGUCCUAUGAACACUGCUAUUUUGGAAGGCCAAAGCAUGAUGGUAUCAGUACUCGAAAAACUUUAGUCCCGAA